Messenger RNA from Pichia kudriavzevii, 1581 nucleotides. RefSeq lists its product as uncharacterized. Gene Ontology annotation, molecular function: transmembrane transporter activity. The record is from RefSeq and is a predicted model, not a curated record. Lineage: Eukaryota; Fungi; Ascomycota; Pichiomycetes; Pichiales; Pichiaceae. The transcript has a single exon. The coding region runs from base 1 to 1581 and encodes 526 amino acids. Gene Ontology annotation, biological process: transmembrane transport.
AUGUCUGAAGAAAAAGUUUCCUAUGAUGAAACAAAAAAUGAUAUAACGUCAUCUACCGAUACUGAACUAGGAAGCCCGAACAUAGAGGAGGAUUUGACAGCGGUUGAAAAUGGUGAUUUGAAUUUAAGCAACAAGAUCAGUCUUAUCAACGAUGCAAUAGAUGAGAUUGGAUUCACCUGGUUCCAUUUCAAAUUAUUCUGCGUUGCUGGUUUUGGGUAUUCUGUAGACUCCCAGAUGAUGAUAGUCCAGUCUUCUGUCAAAAGCUAUGUCGACGGUCAGAUGAAAGGUGGUGGUUAUCCAAUUGCCACAGAGAUAUUCUAUGCCGGUUUGCUUACUGGGUCCAUUGUUUUUGGGUUUGGUGCUGACUUGAUAGGACGUAAAUUGGCCUUCAAUAUGUCCUUAUUGCUUUCAUCUGCGUUUGGGUUUUUCAUCGGCGGAACAUCGAGUUAUGCAAUGUACUGCAUCUUUCUAUUCCUGUCAACCCUUGCAGCAGGUGGAAACUUGGCAACCGACGUUGCAGUGUUUCUUGAAUUCUUACCAUCCAAAUAUCAAUAUUUGAACACCACGAUGGCAGCAUGGUGGGGUGUGGGACAGACAAUUGCAAACCUCAUUGCAUGGCGGUUCCUACCAUCGUACUCGUGCGACGAUCCUACGAGUCCAGAUUGCACAUCACGUCUGAAUCGUGGGUGGAGGUACUGUUGGUAUGUGAACUCAGGUAUAGUGAUGGGUGCAGCACUCAUUCGUCUAGUCUACUUACAACUUGGAGAAACUCCCAAGUUUCUAGUCUCUACAGGUAGAGACCAGGAAGCAGUUAAUGAACUCCAGACAAUUGCAGCAAAGUAUAACCGUUCUUGUUCUUUGUCAAUAGAAAAACUACAAGAAUGCGGUGAAGUAGGAGAAACAUACUUUGACACAGAAAAGGUUUCUGAUUUUAAAAUGGGAUUAAAAUCAAUAUUCAAAAGUACAAAGUCCAACUGCAAGAUACUUUUCUCCAAUAAACUAGUUGCUCGAUCCACUUCAUUGAUUAUAUCUUCAUGGCUUCUAAUGGGUGUUGCAUAUGCUGUUUUUUAUAACUUCUUAUACAUUUACAUUGCUUCACACGGUGGUGACAUUGGCUCAACUCCUUACAUAACUUAUCGGAAUUCCACUUUAGCCAACUUUGUUGGUAUCUUCGGUCCUAUUUUUGGGGGAUUACUAAUUCACAUACCAAGAGUUGGUAGAAGAGGUACCAUGGUAUUUGGAGCAUUAGCAUCAAUGGCCAUCUUCUUUGGCUACACUACAGUCAGAACCCCGUCAGCAGAUGCUGGUUUUGGCUGUGCCAGCUACUUUUUUGUUAAUGUAUACUACGGUUGCUUAUUUGCAUAUACUCCAGAAGUUUUCCCUACCAAGGCAAGAGGUACCGGUGUUGCUCUUUGUUUGGUUGCUAAUCGUAUUGGUGGUUCCUUUGCGCCUGUUAUUUAUUGGUAUGGCCAAAAAUCUGGAACGUCGGUUCCUAUUUGGGUGUGUGGUGCUGUUAUUGGCUCUCUAUCUUUAUUCACACUAGCAAUGCCUUUUGAGCCUAGUAGGCAAAGAACUGUUUAG